Molecule: messenger RNA, 833 nt
Organism: Gossypium raimondii (Peruvian cotton)
Lineage: Eukaryota; Viridiplantae; Streptophyta; Magnoliopsida; Malvales; Malvaceae
Product: LOB domain-containing protein 1
Exons: 2
Coding region: 63-677 (204 amino acids)
Source: RefSeq, a predicted model, not a curated record
UGUUUCCCAACUUUCAACUAAAGCAACUUUCCUCUGUAUAUUUCGCUCUCUGCUUUUUAACAAUGGAACACAACGAAAAAUGCGCCCAAUCUCAAUCCUGUUCUUCUUCACCACGUUUUCCAUCCCGUAACUCUCAAUCUCCUCCUCCACCACCACCGCCACCAGCUUCUCCUUCUCUUCCUCCUGCGCCGACGCCUACGGUUGUUCUCAGCCCUUGCGCUGCCUGCAAAAUCCUUCGCCGCCGCUGCGUCGAAAAGUGUGUUUUAGCUCCUUAUUUCCCUCCAACCGAACCUUAUAAAUUCACCAUUGCUCAUCGAGUUUUUGGAGCUAGUAAUAUCAUCAAGUCUUUACAGGAACUACCGGAGUCACAAAGAGCCGACGCUGUAAGCAGCAUGGUAUACGAGGCGAGCGCUCGGAUCCGCGAUCCCGUGUACGGCUGCGCCGGGGCGAUUUGCCAACUUCAAAAACAAGUGAGCGAGCUCCAAGCCCAACUAGCCAAAGCCCAGGCGGAGAUCGUGACAAUGCAAUGCCAACAAGCCAAUUUGCUAGCCAUAAUAUUGGAAAUGAGUCAAUCAAAAGAAGCCAAUAUUUCUCAGCAUCAACCUUAUAAUAUGGACACCACUUGUUUUCUGGAUGACAACAAUCUUGGUUCGGCUUGGGAGCCUCUUUGGACGUGAAGGAAAAAAAGAAGAAGGUUGAAGAUGAUGAUGGAAUUUAGUUAUAAAAAUAUUUAUAGAUAUAUUUAAGGGGGAUAAAGAAUUAAAUCAAAUAUUGUAUUUUUUUAUAUUUAUAUUUAUAGUUUAGAGAAUUUUCAAUGAAGUAAUUAGUUUUUU